UCGGAGGCUGGGGCGUGAUUGGGAGGUCCGGUGUUCCGGAUCUUCAGAGACUUGCGCCUCUGCCUGUUAGAGUCCCGGGUGGGCCCAGGGGCGCCUAGCUGCUUGCCGGUCGACACCGGCAGGGGAGGCGAGCACCCGGGCGCGCCUGUCGCUUGGUCCCUCCGCGGCCCACGCUGUCCCAGUCCGCCGGCAGGCUUUGGCUUCUUGGCUGGAACAGUCAUGGCGUCCCAGCAGAAUCCCUCAGCGAAGAAGAAAGACGAUAAGGGGAAGAAUAUCCAAGUGGUGGUGAGAUGCAGACCAUUUAACUUGGCAGAGCGAAAAGUUAACGCCCACUCAGUUGUAGAAUGCGAUCAAACACGGAAAGAAGUUAGUGUUCGAACUGGAGGACUGGCUGACAAAAGCUCAAGGAAGACGUACACUUUCGAUAUGGUUUUUGGAGCUUCUACCAAACAAAUUGAUGUUUACCGAAGUGUUGUUUGUCCAAUUCUGGAUGAAGUUAUAAUGGGCUAUAACUGUACUAUCUUUGCAUAUGGCCAAACUGGCACUGGAAAAACCUUUACAAUGGAAGGUGAAAGGUCACCUAAUGAAGCAUAUACCUGGGAGGAGGAUCCUUUGGCUGGAAUAAUUCCACGUACACUUCAUCAAAUUUUUGAGAAGCUUACUGAUAAUGGUACUGAAUUUUCAGUUAAAGUGUCACUGUUGGAAAUAUAUAAUGAAGAACUUUUUGAUCUUCUUAAUCCUUCUUCUGAUGUCUCUGAGAGACUACAGAUGUUUGAUGAUCCCCGUAACAAGAGAGGAGUGAUAAUCAAAGGUUUAGAAGAAAUUACAGUACACAACAAGGAUGAAGUCUACCAGAUUUUGGAGAAAGGAGCAGCAAAAAGGACAACUGCAGCAACUUUGAUGAAUGCAUACUCCAGUCGUUCCCACUCAGUUUUUUCUGUUACGAUACAUAUGAAAGAAACUACAAUUGAUGGAGAAGAACUUGUUAAAAUUGGAAAGUUGAACUUGGUUGAUCUUGCAGGAAGUGAAAACAUUGGCCGUUCUGGAGCUGUUGACAAGAGAGCCCGGGAAGCUGGAAAUAUCAAUCAAUCUCUGUUGACUUUGGGAAGGGUGAUUACUGCUCUUGUAGAGAAAACACCUCAUGUUCCUUAUCGGGAAUCUAAACUAACUAGAAUCCUCCAAGAUUCUCUUGGGGGCCGUACCAGAACGUCUAUCAUUGCAACAAUUUCUCCUGCAUCUCUCAAUCUUGAGGAAACUCUGAGUACAUUGGAAUAUGCUCAUAGAGCAAAGAACAUAUUGAAUAAACCUGAAGUUAAUCAGAAACUCACUAAAAAAGCUCUUAUUAAGGAGUACACAGAAGAGAUAGAGCGCCUGAAACGUGACCUUGCUGCUGCCCGUGAGAAAAAUGGAGUGUACAUUUCUGAAGAAAAUUUUAGAACCAUGAGUGGAAAAUUGACUACUCAAGAAGAGCAAAUUGUGGAAUUGAUUGAAAAAAUUGGCGUUCUUGAGGAAGAACUAAGUAGGGUUACAGAGUUGUUUAUGGAUAAUAAAAAUGAGCUUUACCAGUGUAAAUCUGACCUGCAAAAUAAGACACAAGAACUUGAAACUACUCAGAAACAUUUGCAAGAAACUAGAUUGCAACUUAUUAAAGAAGAAUAUAUCUCAUCAGCUUUAGAAAGCAAUGAGGAGAAACUUCAUGAUACUGCGAGCAAGUUGCUUGACACAGUUGAAGAAACUACAAAGGUUGUAUCUGGUCUCCAUUCCAAACUGGAUCGUAAGAAGGCAGUUGAACAACACAAUGCAGAAGCACAGGAUAUUUUUGGCAAAAACCUGAAGAAUCUGUUUAAUAAUAUGGAGCAGUUAAUCAAGGAUGGCAGCUUAAAACAAAAGGCUAUGCUAGAUGUUCACAAGACCUUGAUUGGUGAGCUGCUGUCUUCCAGUGUGGCUGCAUUAGACUCCUUUACUACGACAGCACUGGGAUCUCUCACGUCUAUUUCAGAAAAUGUGUCGACUCAUGUUUCUCGCAUUUCUAAUAUGAUGGUAGAAGAACAAUCACUAGCUGCAGAAAGUAAAACUGUACUGCAGAAAUCGAUUAAUGAACUUACAACUGACCUACAUUCACUGCAAACGGUUUUAUCCCCUACUGUGGUCUCCAUAUUGAAAAUCAAUAGUCAACUGAAACAUAUAUUCAAGACUUCAUUGACAGAGGCUGAAAAGGUUGAAGAUCAGAAAAAAGAAAUGGAUGACUUCCUCAAUAAAUUGUGUAACAGUCUACACGAACUACAAGAGAGUAUAGUUUCUUCCUUGAUUGAAUCACAGAAGCUUUGUGGAACCUUAAGUGAAGAAGUGAAAACAAUAAAGCAAACCCAUUCACAGGAACUUUACCAGUUCAUGAAUCUUUGGGCAGAGAGAUUCUGUACUUUGGAGGAAAAAUGUGAAAGCAUCCAGAAACCACUCCGCAAUGUUCAAGAAAGUACAAAGCAGAAAUCUAAGGAUAUAAUCAGCACAGCAACUUUUCACUGUAAAAAAUUUUGUACUGAUUUUGAUGGCUUGUCCCAGAAACUCAGACAUUUUAACCAAGAAGGUACACAGUUGGUUGAAGAGUCUGUGAAACAGUGCGAUACACUCAGCAUCAACCUGGAAGAAAUAUCUCAAGAAACUGAACAGAGAUGUGCAUCUUUGAACAUGGAUACAGUUUGUUUUUCUGAACAGUGGAUAUCUUCCUUAAAUAAAAAGGAAGAGGAACUUCAGAACUUACUGGAGGGUACAAACGGAUGUUGGGAGGCCUCCAAGUCAGAAAUCACUGAAAAAUUAAAUGGACAUAAGGCAGAAAAUAAGAAUCAGCAUGAUAUUUUUCUUAGCCAGAUAAGAACUGAUGAAGAAAAUAUGUCAGCACAAAAUCUAGAACUUAAUGAAACUACAAAACAGGGUUUGACUAAGCUUCACUGCUUCCUGCAACAGGAUCUCAAACUGGACAUCCCAACAGGUACAACACCACAGAGGAAACGUUAUUUCUACCCAUCAACACUGGUGAGAACUGAACCACGAGAACAGCUCCUUGAUCGGUUAAAAAAGGAAAACCCUGAGCUGUUAGUGAUGGUGAGCUGUUCAGAAAACAACGAAGAGGAAGAGAACAGUCGGGUCAUGAAUAAAGAAGAGACAGUUCUGGAGCAGUCUGUUGAAGAACCUCUGAGUCAACAGCCACGUGCAGAUGCCAACGUGGAUUGUUCUUCCAGUGGUGGAGUUCCAUUUUUCCAGCAUAAAAAAUCACAUGGAAAAGACAAGGAAAAUAGAGGCAUUAACCUGAUGGAGAGGUCUAAAAUGGAAGAAGCUGCAGAGCACUCUGUCACGAAGAGCAGAUUACCACUUCGAGCCUAAAAACAUCUUUGGUUAACUUGAGGCUUGAGAUGUUUCUCAAUAAGACUGAAGCCACAGAACAUGAGCCUUAUGUACCUAUUAAAAAUGAAUAGACUAUAUCAAGGCAGUCUGGUAAAUGCAGCUAACUUUCAUAUCUACCCAUGAUUUUGUCAUCCCUGUAAUUCUCUGUAUAUUGAAUUGGGUUUCUUUUGGGGAUUUGCACUGAGUAAAUAUGUUUCAAGCUUUUCAUAUAAAGUAGCCCUGUACUUCCUUUGUAUACUAUUAAAUACUAAGCACAUGGGAGCUGUGUUAUUUUAGGUAAGUGUCCUUGACCCUUGGCCUUACAGAGGAGUAGCUCAUUGAUUUUCUUGCUAUGACUUAGUGAAGUCUACUUUUUCUUUCUCCAAGAUUUUUCUCCUUCAACUUCUCACAUCACUCUCUCUCCUCCUAUUGGCCACAAAACUUUCUUUUUGUUGUAGUUCUAGAAUCUGAACCUAAUGAGUGCCAACCUAUAUCCUCCUACCCCAAUGCCUGUGCCACCAACUCUGGAAGUAUCUUCCAUUUUUGUUUUUCCCUAGAUAUAAAAACAUUUCAUUCUUUUAUGAGGCUAACCACCUUAGCCUACACACGGUUCUCUAAGAACCAGCUUCUCCAAAAUACAUAGACUAUUACUACAAUAGAACUUCCUAGAGCUAUGAAUCAGGGCUUUGUGGUCCCACUUUAAGGCUUUCAGUUUUAGGAGGUUGUGUGAUUUAAGGACUGUUUGAAACUGCCAAUUAUGACUAUAAUUUAUAUUUUGUUUGCCUUAUGAAACUUCUUGUUGUUCUUUGUAUAUAAUAAAUAUGCUUAUGUACAUUCAAUUUUAAUCCUUAGAAGGCCUCUCUGGCUCUUUCCCUCUAUCUUUCUUUUGAUGAUGCUGGGCAUAAAACCAAAGGUGUUGUGCAACUAAGUUCUACUCACAAACUUUUUCAUCUUUUGUUUGGAGAUUUAGUUGUCUAAAUUGGCCUUGAACUUGUAAUUGUCCUGUCUUAGCCUUGCAAAUAGCUGGAAUUACCAGCCUAGGGGCCUUUAAUCUGGCAGCUGUAUUUUUAGAAGUGAAAACGAAGUUCCAGAGCACUUAGAAGGAAUAUGUGCAAGGAAAACAUUUUGUGCCCGCAUUAAGUUGAGCAUAUAAAUCUUAGAUUUUACUUUGAUAGCUAACAAAACCCAGCGCUAUUGGAGGAUUAGAAAAUGUUUGAAGGGGCUGGGGAAAUAGCUCAGAAUAAGUGCUUGCCUGGC
Molecule: messenger RNA, 4635 nt
Organism: Octodon degus (degu)
Lineage: Eukaryota; Metazoa; Chordata; Mammalia; Rodentia; Octodontidae
Gene: Kif11
Product: kinesin family member 11
Exons: 22
Coding region: 220-3378 (1052 amino acids)
Biological process (GO): mitotic spindle assembly; microtubule-based movement
Cellular component (GO): nucleus; spindle microtubule
Molecular function (GO): ATP binding; plus-end-directed microtubule motor activity; microtubule binding
Source: RefSeq, a predicted model, not a curated record